GUGUGUGUGUGUGUGUGUUCCACCCUCUCCUCCUCUCCUGGCAGGAUCAGGGAGCAGUAUCCCGGGACGGAGAUGGAGAAGUUUGCCAGCUUUAUCGGCGAGUCCCUGAAGAAGACCAAACAGCGGGAGUUUGUGCCGUCCCAAGAGGAGAUCCUGGCGCUGGUCACGCGGCAGGAGAUGGUAACCACAGUUUACUGUCAUGGCGGCGGCUCCUGUAAAAUCACCAUCAACUCCCACACCACAGCCGGGGAGGUGGUGGAGAAGCUGAUCCGGGGACUGGCCAUGGAGAACAGCCGUAACAUGUUUGCUCUGUUUGAGCACAGCCUGACUGUGCACAGAGCCAUAGAGAGCCGGGUCAUCGUGGCUGACAUCCUGGCCAAGUUCGAGAGGCUGGUGGGGAGCGAGGAGGAGGAGGAGGAUGGACAGUGGCAGCUUUACUUCAAACUUUACUGUUUUCUGGAUGUGGAGAAUGUGGCCAAAGAUGGCGUGGAAUUCGCUUUCAUGUUCGAGCAGGCCCACGAGAGCCUGCUGAGUGGGCACUUCCCGGCCCCCGAGGACACGUUACAGCUGUUGGCCGCCCUGCGUCUGCAGUACCUUCACGGGGGGUACGUGAAGGGCGGGGUGACGCUGGCCGAGGUCUAUCCCAUCGGCAAACUGAGAGCCAGGAUCUCCCACUCCACCAAGACCAACGCCCAGACCCUGGAGCGCCGCAGGACCAGCUUCCUGGAGGGCACCCUGCGGCGGAGUCUCCGCACCGGCUGUGGCAGGAAACAGCGACUGGAGGAGGAGCAGAUGCUGGCCAUGUGGCUGAAGGAGGAGAUGUCGGCCACACGCAUUAGCAUCUCGGACAAGUGGCAGCGACUCAGCCAACACCAGGCCCUCGGCCAACACCAGGCCCUCAGCCAACACCAGGCCCUGCUCCGCUACAUGGCCAUUGUCAUGGACUGGCCUGGCUACGGCUCCACUCUCUUCGACAUCGAGUGUAAGGAGGGUGGAUUCCCCCACGAGCUGUGGCUGGGGGUGAGCGCGGAGAACGUGUCCGUGUACAAGCGCGGAGAGGCCCGGCCCCUGGAGACCUUCCCCUACGAGCAUAUUGUCUUCUUCGGAGCCCCCCUCCCCAAUACCUACAAGCUGACCGUGGACGAGAGGGAGAUGUUCUUCGAGACGCCUCAGGUGGGUGAGAUCACCAAGGUAAUGAAGGCCUACAUCAACAUGAUCGUGAAGAAGAGAUGCAGCAUGAGAACAAGCCUGACUCAGGACUCACCAUUCAGCUCCUGGAGCAGAUAAACAGAGACCCAGCGCGCUCUCUCCCUCCCUCUGCCUCUCCUCAACCCCCAACCCAAACCUCAACCACACCCCCCACCCAACCUGAACCCAAUCCCACUUGGAUCCUCAUCACUCACUUCCGAAGGACCCCACACGGUUUGGUUCCUGAUGUGGAUGGAACCUGAGAUCGAAGACAACACAGAGCGGACUUUGGACUUUUGUCUUCCGGGAUUCUUCAUGGAUUCCACAACAACUGAGGGGGAGGGGGGAAGGAAGUG
Messenger RNA from Callorhinchus milii (elephant shark), 1544 nucleotides. RefSeq names its product unconventional myosin-X-like. Gene Ontology annotation, cellular component: cytoskeleton. Bases 73 to 1287 code for a protein of 404 amino acids. The record is from RefSeq and is a predicted model, not a curated record. Gene Ontology annotation, biological process: signal transduction. NCBI's taxonomy places the organism in Eukaryota, Metazoa, Chordata, Chondrichthyes, Chimaeriformes, Callorhinchidae. The transcript is spliced from 6 exons.